AUGAUCCCAAUGUUGGGUUGGUUUAUUCUAAUUCUUGUUUUGCUACUUUUAGCAAUUCUAGCCAUCAAAUUUCUGGUUCUCAGAAUUUUGCUGGUGUUUUUGUUGGCUCUUCCGAUUCUGCUCACUGCUGGAUAUAUUGCUCUCAAACAAAGCCCCGUCACGGAAAGUAAUGUGAGUUAGGGUAACUUGGGACAGGGAAUUUUGGAUUCCUUAUGAGAUUUGGGGUAUUUUGACACCCAACAAGCCUGGGGUACUGUAUUUUUUCAAUUUUCAGCGUCAAGAAUUUUUUUCCGACUUCAAAAUCGCCACCGAAAGCAUCAAUUACAACACCUCCCUCAACUUCGAAACCUUGGCCGCCUUCAAAUCUGCAAAAUCCGCUGGAGUUGACACAAUUCAAAUGAAUGUCAGAAUGACUAAAGAUGGAGUUUUGAUAAUUUAUAAAUUUGCUGACGUCACAGAUUCGGACAAUGUUACCUAUGAAAUUGCGGAAACUCAUUCAACACAACUUUUCAAACUCAAAAAUGUCAAAUUUCUUCAUUUUGAUGAUGCUGUCACUUGGUGUAUUAAGAAUGAUAUUAAAAUGUUGAUGAAUAUUCCGUUUUGCUCUUCUGAUGUGAGUUUGGGGCUUCCCAGACUUCUCAGGCUUCUUUCUUGGGCUAAAAAGCUCCAGAAGCCUGAUAUUUUCGUGCUCAAAAUCGUGGUUUAUGCUUCAGAAGCUCAAAAAAUUUUUUUCAGCUGCUCACCUACAUUCGAAACAAUAUUAUGCAAGAUGAAAUGUAUGGCAAAGUUGCUUUGACAACCACAAAUGUCCUAACUGCUCUACAGAUUCGACUCAAGGAUUCGAAAUUAAUUUUAGGUAACUCUCUAGCCUCUCUAGCCUCUCUAGACCCUCUCAUUUUCAGGAUUCUCCUGGGGCAGCACUUCCAACUCAAUAAUCAAUGGUGUAACUCAAGGAAACGCCUAUACCUCCUGGAUUUUCAAAACAAUUGACUCUGCGCUCUACUGGAGUGUUCGUAGUUUGAUCUUGCCUGGAUUUAUUGGUGCCGAUUUCCUGAUCACCAAUGUUGCGGAUGCUGAUGGAGCGUUGAUCAGUGAGCUGGCGAGUUCUUCAAUCCUCACGGUGGUUCGGAAUGUGACAACUUCUCAGGAAAAAUCUUACUUCCAAAAACAAUUGAAUCUUCCGAUCAUGUUGACUACUUUGAAAGAUUAA
Caenorhabditis angaria is the source of this 1210-nucleotide messenger RNA. The record is from the annotation of a GenBank genome assembly. Lineage: Eukaryota; Metazoa; Nematoda; Chromadorea; Rhabditida; Rhabditidae.